Messenger RNA from Macrosiphum euphorbiae (potato aphid), 210 nucleotides. Lineage: Eukaryota; Metazoa; Arthropoda; Insecta; Hemiptera; Aphididae. The record is from the annotation of a GenBank genome assembly.
AUGGCAGUUAUUGAAAUUCAAGCAAGUGAAUCUGAGGGUCGGAGAUCUAGUAUUACUGCGUCGUCCGAAUGUCCCACCCACAAUGUGGAAGGUGAGACGGAUCGUGAAUACUUGUCCAGGGGACGAUUGAGUAGUCAGAGUGAUGACCGUACGAACACAGGACGGGAUAUACAAACGGCUAGUCGUCCAAUUAUCAAUCCUACCUGUUGA